This is a messenger RNA of Trematomus bernacchii (emerald rockcod), 5407 nucleotides long. RefSeq names its product protein serine kinase H1 (gene pskh1). NCBI's taxonomy places the organism in Eukaryota, Metazoa, Chordata, Actinopteri, Perciformes, Nototheniidae. The transcript has 4 exons. Gene Ontology annotation, molecular function: protein kinase activity; ATP binding. Bases 1013 to 2323 code for a protein of 436 amino acids. The record is from RefSeq and is a predicted model, not a curated record. Gene Ontology annotation, biological process: protein phosphorylation.
GUGGUCCUCCUAGGAGAAAAACACCGUCCAGAAAAGCAAAAACGUUGCAUGUUUUCGUAAAGUUUCUUCAGCUUCAAAACACAUCAUGAAACUUCGGAAAUGACACAAAAUCUCGCUAACACAUGAAGUGACGGAUUUUAAUUGUUUGUCCUCGGGAGUAAAGUUGGGAAACUACGAGUUGAAAAUGGAGAGCCCAGCUGAGUGAGAGUGGGGUGAGGAGGCUGGAUUUGGCAAAGUUGGGAGUCCUGCCCUGAUGCUAACAGGCUAGUUAGCAUGCUAAGACACUUCGUUAUCUCGGAUAAGUAAUGAGAGCUCCCCUCCACUGUUCUCCAGCCUGUGAUUCUGCAGGGGAGCUGCUUUAUCUGUGGCUGCUGACAUUGCAGCUUCCAUCAAUGGAUCGGAUCGUAGAUUAUCUUAUUUUCUGUGGAAGUUCUGCUUGAAUCUUUCUGCGUUUCACCUCAAGGCAACCACACAUAAACCUGUUUCGGGAACUUCUCUCCCUCCCCUGAUCAAUUAUUUUUGUCCCAAGAGCUUCCAUACUAGCUGUGCUCAUGCAGUUUUCAAUCAAACAUUUGACAUAUUUCUUCCUCUGAGAUGGGGCCCUGGUUGGUUCUUCAAGGGGCUUGAGGUACCCCCCAGCCUGCCGACUGCGCAGUGUGUGUGAGACCCGAGGCACAGGGCCAUAAAAGAACACUAUUACAAAAGACAACCAGUGAUACAGUACUUGCUGAUGGAGCCCAGACACACACCGUGCUUGCCCAGAAUAUAUUCAUGAAUUUGGGGAUUUUUUUUUAACCAGACUUAAGUGGAUGUAUCGGGUGUAUUCGUGACUGCUGAUGCCAGCUCGUUGGGACUUGAGUGGGUGUAAUCAGCUUUAUUCAUGAACCCUCUGUCUGAGUGAGGCCACAGCCUGGAUGUUGGAUGCCCUGAGUGUUGAAUCAGCUGUUGCGGUGAUGAAGCAGGGCUCCUGGGGGCCUGUGUGGCUGGCUGGGCAGCGGCCCAAGGUGAUGUGAUGGGGUGCAGGAACAGUAAGGUCCUCCCUGAGCCUCCAGGGGAUGUUCAGUUGGACCUCGUCAAAAAGGUUGAUCCUCCCCAACCUCUUCAGACAGAUAUCUAUAAGCACUUCAUACGAGGGGAUGGCACUAGGAGCAAGAUGGGCGGGGCCGGUGGAGGGGGCGGGGACAAGGCUGACUCCACCUCCCCAUAUCAGGCCCAGGCCCAAGCUGCAACUCCCACCGCUUCCGCCCAACCCCCUAAGGACCCGUCCGAUCUGUCGGACCCUCAGCGGAAGAAGGUGGCAAAAUACAGAGCCAAAUUCGACCCCAGGGUCACGGCCAAGUACGACAUCAAAGCUCUGAUAGGCCGCGGGAGUUUUAGCCGGGUCGUUCGCGUGGAGCACAAAAGCACGCGGCAGCCAUACGCCAUCAAGAUGAUUGAGACCCGCUACCGGGAGGGGAGGGAGGUGUGCGAGUCAGAGCUGUGUGUCCUGCGCCGUGUCCGUCAUACUAAUAUCAUCCAGCUGAUGGAGGUGUUUGAGACGGCAGAACGUGUGUACAUGGUCAUGGAGUUGGCCACCGGUGGGGAGCUAUUCGACCGCAUCAUCGCACGCGGCUCCUUCACAGAACGUGACGCCACGCGGGUGCUGCAGAUGGUUCUGGAAGGCGUCAAGUACCUCCACACUUUGGGGAUCACUCACCGAGACCUGAAGCCGGAGAACCUGCUAUACUACCACCCCGGAGCCGAUUCCAAGAUCAUCAUCACCGACUUCGGUCUGGCCAGCAGCAGGAAGAAGGGGGACGAGUGUCUGAUGAAGACCACCUGCGGCACGCCAGAGUACAUCGCCCCUGAGAUCCUGGUGAGGAAGCCCUAUACGAACGCCGUAGACAUGUGGGCACUGGGGGUGAUCUCGUACAUCCUGCUGAGCGGAACCAUGCCCUUCGAGGACGACAACCGCAUGAGGCUGUACCGGCAGAUCCUCAAGGGGAAGUACAGCUUCUCUGGAGAGCCGUGGCCCAAUGUGUCCAACCUGGCCAAAGACUUUGUGGAGCGGAUCCUGAUGGUGGACCCCAGCGAGCGGCUCACAGCGGGCCAGGCCAUCAAGCACCCCUGGGUGGUCAGCAUGGCCGCCUCCUCCUCCAACAAGAACCUCCAGCGCUCCAUAUCUCAGAACCUCCUGAAGCGGGCGUCGUCGCGCUGCCACAGCACCAAGUCGUCGCAGUCCACCCGCUCCAGCCGCUCCACCAAAUCCAACAAGGCCCGGCGGGUGAGGGAGAAGGAGCUGCGGGAGCUGAACCGCCGCUAUCAGCAGCAGUACAAUGGCUGAAACUGGGACCACAACCUUAUACUUUAAGGGGAAACAGCACUACAAUGACUGACAUUUUCAAAAUGACCACCACCGUUCGAAGUUGCCGCCAGUGUUUGAGGCCAAAAUGGCAAAUUAUACCUUUAAAAAAAGACAAAAAUGGAUGAAAAGUAGCUGCUGCCAUUUGAGAAUUCCUCUUGCAGCGAGUCUCCGAAUGACAGAAAAAGACAAACCACAGAAGUCUUGAACUCCAAGGGUUACAUCAUCUCUCCAUCCAUUCCUUCACUUUUUUCUCAGGAAGGAUGGUGCCUUCCACUCCUUUUUUGCUUUUCUUACAAUCCCUAUGUCUCUACGUAUUUAUUUAUUAUUGUUGACAUGAUUAUUAGUCUCCAUUCAAACGGUCACUGGAUAAUGACUUUCUGCGAGGAUCUGUUGAACAGAGUUCUGGGUUACUGACGUUUCUAAGAAGAAAAGGGGAUUCCCCUCGGUCAUUCCUGAUUGGAAAUUGCUGUGAAUUUAUUAUUGUACAGACCUUGUCUACAGAUGUGGGUGACGCAAGCACACUGCAACCAAACCACACCCUCGAAGGUCAAAAUGAAGGCGUAUUUUUUAUUAGUCUAAGCUUAUCUACUCUUGCCAUUAUUGCCUUGUUGAUAUCAUUGUUCUAAAACUGUCAAAAGAUUGUGAAGCUGUUUUGUGUAGAAUCUUCAAUGUAUUGUAUUAGACAAUAGGCCACACAGCCCCACUCCCAAUGACAUUUACAGAUCAUUAGAUUUAACCAUGAAGUACCUGGUAUGAUCCCUUUGUAUUGUAAAGCAGUAUUCUAAUAAUUCACUGUCUUUGUGAAGGUAAACAUCUCUGCUGUUUGUUGGACCAGCUCUUUGUAAGUUCAAUGUUAGCUUGGCCUUAAGAUACAUUUUUAUUAAGUGGAGAUAAAUGCAACAAAAUUAAAGCAAGUUGUAAAACACAAACACAUUUUCCUAAAAGAACAGCUGUUGCCAAACUGCACUACAACUUGUUUCCUAGCUAAACCGACUGACAAAGCUAACAUAAUGUUAGCUUGCUAAUAUGAGACCAGUUCAGAAUGAGGAGAUAAGAGCUAUGUGACCCGACAGCUUGCAAUAAAAAUGCUUUUAAGAAAUCCUUUUAAGUGGAAAGACUUAAAAUGGAAUUUCCUGAAAAUAAUAAUAAAUGUUAUGCCCUAAAAACAGUAUUAAUUCAAGCUAGUUUAGCAUUAGCUAGUAAUGCUCCGAAAACAGUCUUUUAAAGCCAAUGGUGCAUUUGCAAACCCCCCAAUGCCCAAUUUCCCGAGUUGGGAAAUCGUUUUCCCAACUUCAUGUGUGUUCAUGAGCAUGGAUGCUCCUAAUAAGAUAUUGUAUUUUUUCCUCUGAAUGUUUAAACAACAGCUGUUUCUAUGUUGUUGUUCCAAGUGGGGGAGUUCCUGAGAAUGUUCAUGGAUUUACAAACAGCUUGUGCAACCCAACCUGAGUCCUGCCAUCGUUCCUUGCUAGCCUCUGUUUUACCAACAUCUUUAACGAAGUGAAUGUCUUUUGAACAAUGAAAAGAUUGCGUUUUUCACUCCAAGCUGCCAUUUUAAGGGCUAGAUUCCCAUUCAGCACACAAUAUAGGGCGAAGAAUCAAGAAAACAUGAUUCUGUUUAUUUUUUUAGAGACUUACCAAGUUAGAUGUAGAAGCUUGUGGAGCAGAUGCUAACCACUAGUUUUUCAGUGAUAAGGUAUACCAGCAACUCUCAGGCUGAAAAACAGUCCUCAGUGUAAAACUACACUUAUGACCAAAAUGAAGGAAACCACUGAAGACAAUGAGGAGCUUUUGGAGGUAUAACAAAAUAUGAAUUACAGAACCUAGCAUAUAUAUAGCAACCAUGCAAGUUUUCUUUAGUUCCUUUCGCCUGUAAGUGCACUUAAGCUGCUCUCUACUUCAAAUCCACCUUAAUGAUAGUAAUAAAACAAUAUGUCUCUUUCGGUUACAAAAUGAAGUUCAGUCGCUAUUGGUUAUUACAACCUUUAAAAUAAUGACAUUAAUCUGAAUCAACACUAAACUAGCAAUUUUGUUUGUGUAAUAUCAUCUUAAACUUUGUCAAAAUAAUGUAAUGAUUGUUAUUGAAUCUUUUUGACUCCUUUUAGUUUGAAAAGCACUUAACAGUUAAAAUGUGUCCAUCCUUCUUUCUUAAAUCGGACCUGUUAACUGUGUUUUUAUAUAUGUUGUCCAUUCAGAGCUCUCCCAGAGUGAACCAGUUGCUACAGUGUGGUCUUUUCUCUUUACAGGAGUAUUUUUGCUGUGAUUUACCCCACACUUAUAACAUGUGUUGCUGUUGUGAACUUUUUAACACGUACUGGAAACCUAACCGAGCCAUGUCAGCUGACCUCAGUUUUUUUGCUUUUUAUUUGUCUAUUUUUUCUUUCCUUUCUACCGGGAUGUUCGGUAAUUUCUCAAUUUUCCUCGAUGAAAGAUUGAUUUAAGAUCGUAUAUUCUUCUGUCCCACCGAUUGUUAUCCCUGAUGUCUCACCUCUAAAUUGUUUAUAUAGACUGCAAGUGAGGCUUACAUUGGAACUGGUACGCUCUUAAUUUUAACUGUCUUAAUUUUGAUAGAUAUUCCAUCCAAAAUGUGUCUUUUUUUUUAUAUAUCAAAUGCACUCUGUCGGGUGUUUUGGGUGAGGUAUUGCUCAUGAUGUGGCCUACAUUCUGUUAGUUGGUUCAUCAAUGGUGUCUGUGUGAAGUAAACAUUUUGAACACGUGUUACAAGUCACAAAAUAAUAAUUUGGACUCAAAAGAAUUGCUGUGGAUGACGUAGGCAGCAACAUUGUUUAGUGCCUUUUGUAUAAAAUGUACAACAAAUAACCAAAUCAGUUCAUUAGCAGAAUGUCAGCACAUUUGUAAAAGUGUUUACUUUCAUGUUUUUAUAUAUCUGUGUGAUUUUAUAUAAAUGCUGUCCUAUUUGAAGUAGCCAACUCAUCACUGUUAUCUGAAAACAGUUUUUUGUUACUGUGUGUCUAAAUGAAUGAUAACACUUUGAUUCUUCUACCAUUAACUUUUUUUAUUUUUUUAAAGGUGAGUUGUAUGUGCCAAUAAAACACUCGAACCUGA